CCCGCAGGGCGCCAACACAGAGAGUCCUCCUUGCAAGGGGAUAGUGUCCGUCAAGUAUAUUUUUUUUUAUUUAAAGUUGUUAUCUCAAUCACGUUUGCGCCAUAUAAUAUAUACUUAUACAUAUCAGUUCCGUACCAAGACUAUACCAUGAGGACGUACUUCGUGAUAGCCGCCAUCCUCCUCGCCGGAGCGCAUGCGCAGGAGAGCUUCAAGUGUCCGGACGACUUCGGUUUCUACCCCCACCACAUCUCCUGUGACAAAUAUUGGAAAUGUGACAAUAACGUCGCUGAACUUAAGACCUGUGGAAACGGUUUGGCAUUUGACGCCUCCGACAGCAAGUUCCUUACUGAGAACUGCGACUACCUUCACAACGUUGAAUGCGGCGAGAGGACGCAGCUCGAGCCCGCCGUUAGCACACCCCAUUGUACACGUCUCUAUGGUAUCUUUGCCGAUGAGAAGAAAUGCGACGUCUUCUGGAAUUGCUGGAACGGCGAAGCCUCUCGUUAUCAGUGUAGUCCUGGACUUGCUUACGACAGAGAAGCUAGAGUCUGCAUGUGGGCUGACCAGGUUCCUGAGUGCAGGAACGACGAGGUCGCUGGAGGCUUCGCUUGCCCGGCUGCUGGAGAAGUGAGCGGCGCAUCCGGUAGCUUUUCCAGGCAUGCACAUCCUGAUGACUGCAGGAAAUAUUAUAUCUGCCUCGAGGGCACCGCCAGGGAAUAUGGUUGCCCCAUUGGUACCGUUUUCAAAAUUGGUGAUGCAGAUGGUAGCGGCGCCUGCGAGGAUCCUGAAGAUGUUCCCGGAUGUGAGGAUUACUAUGGUGACCUGGACUUGAAGAGCAUCAGGAAGAGCGAACUUCUGGCUGGAAUCCAAAGCUCAGGCGAGUCUAGGAACGCGCCUAAGCCCCCGAGCAAGCCCAGACCUGCCGCAUCUGUACCCGCGAGGCCCUCCGCACCUGUUCAGGACUAACUUUUUUCAUUUCCUAUUUUUCUAUCCGGUAUCCCAAGAUCCUGGAAACACCGAACCACGGCCCCCGACGCCCUUAUACAAUGACCAAGCAAUCGCGUUAAGUCGAGACUACAUCUUGCUACGUAAAAAAAAGGAAAACACCUUAAGAAACAUCCGAAGGAUUAAAGUUCGCGGCGCGAUACCAAAAAAUAAGUGAAAAAUCUAAGUUACGUGUCGUAAUGGAAAAAAAAAAAAUAGAAUACAGUCGUAUUCACGGUCUUGUUUCCCACAAUUGAUAAAUACUAGAAAAAUUAGAAAUUAAAAAAAAUUCCCUAGACAAUUUUUCUACUCUUGACUCGGGAAACUUCGUUAUCCCUUAAACUCUCCCAGCUCCUUUUCCUAUAUUGCCCCCUAGCUAUCUUUCUCUCUCUCUCUCUCUCUCUCUCUCUCUCUCUCUCUCUCUCUCUCUUUCUUAAGGACUUCCAAAAAGUAUCUCUAUACCACCCGAACCCCGCUCACUUAUUUUUAAAUAAACCAAAAAAGUAAAAGACACAAAAUAAAAAAAUCUUAAAAAUUCA
Cephus cinctus (wheat stem sawfly) is the source of this 1523-nucleotide messenger RNA. It is a transcript of the gene Gasp, whose product is annotated as protein obstructor-E. The transcript is spliced from 4 exons. Gene Ontology annotation, cellular component: extracellular region. Lineage: Eukaryota; Metazoa; Arthropoda; Insecta; Hymenoptera; Cephidae. The coding region runs from base 148 to 966 and encodes 272 amino acids. Gene Ontology annotation, molecular function: chitin binding. The record is from RefSeq and is a predicted model, not a curated record.